AUGGCAGAAUACACCGUUCCCUGCAAAGGCAUCGUCGCCUACUCCCAGACAGAAUGGAAGUGGGAGGAUUUGCUAACUCGCGAGCCGCUCGAGGACGAGUUUAUGAUCGAGAUGAUCGCGACUGGAGUGUGCCAUACUGAUAUUUCAGGUUAUGGCGGUAUUUAUCCUCGUGUGUUGGGCCACGAAGGUGCUGGCCGAGUUGUACGGCUGGGAAGCCCAAAGCAGAGCUCAUCUUACAAGGAAGGCGACCUUGUCAUUUUGUCAGCGGCAGCAUGUCUUAACUGUCAUUACUGCAACACUGGUCACCCUGCGUACUGCGUACAGCACGCCGCUUUAACGCUGGCCGCGAAUGAACCCAACUUCGUCCUAGCAUCGGAUAAGACCAAAGUCAUCGGAGGAGGAUACUUCGGUCAAUCCAGCUUCGCAACAUUGGUACCGGUCAAGACCUCUUGUGCAGCGAACGUGACGAAACUGGUCCGAGAUGCGGAGGAGUUGAAGCUGUAUGCUCCGCUGGGGUGUGGCAUCAUGACCGGAGCGGGUGCUUUCACACACGUUGGGAAAUGUCAGCCUGAUGAUGUGGUGGCCAUCGUUGGCCUUGGUGGCGUUGGACUGGCUGGAGUUUGCGCGGGGAAGCAUCUGGGCGUGAAGAACAUAAUCGCCGCAGAUUUGGUCCCGUCGCGGAUCGAGCUCGCCAAAGAAUUAGGCGCUACGAUUGGACUUCACUCAGCGCCAGACAAGCUCAAUGGGAAAGAUCUUUCCGCAGCGAUCAAAGAGCUGACCCCUGGAGGACUUGGCUGCACUCACAUCCUCGACAGUACACCAUCAGUCGCCAUCAUGUCACAAUGCCUGGAAUCGAUUCAAAAGAACGGGACGGUGCUUCAAGUGGGUGUCAAGCCGGUUGGAGCAAAGAUCGAACUGGAUACUUUGACACAUAUGGUUAAUGGAAGGCGGCUAGUUGGUGUUAUCGAAGGCGAUCGGGAUCCUGCGGAGGCUCUGCCAGAGUUGGUCCAAUGGAGCAAAGACGGGACACUUCCCAUGAACAAGCUGCUAAAGGAAUAUCCUGCGAAGGAAUUUGACGCCGCGAAACAUGUGAUGGAAGAUGGUAGCGUUAUCAAGAGCGUUCUGGUCUGGUAG
Molecule: messenger RNA, 1134 nt
Organism: Zasmidium cellare ATCC 36951
Lineage: Eukaryota; Fungi; Ascomycota; Dothideomycetes; Mycosphaerellales; Mycosphaerellaceae
Exons: 3
Coding region: 1-1134 (377 amino acids)
Source: RefSeq, a predicted model, not a curated record